Molecule: messenger RNA, 3972 nt
Organism: Pantherophis guttatus
Lineage: Eukaryota; Metazoa; Chordata; Lepidosauria; Squamata; Colubridae
Gene: COG3
Product: component of oligomeric golgi complex 3
Biological process (GO): intracellular protein transport; Golgi organization; intra-Golgi vesicle-mediated transport
Cellular component (GO): COG complex; membrane; cis-Golgi network
Source: RefSeq, a predicted model, not a curated record
CGGCGCUGCUGGCUGGCCGGGGCCGAGAAUGGCGGCGGAGCGGCUGAGCUGGUGGGAGCGCCCCGAGCGGCCCUUGGCGCCUCUCAGCGAGCGGCAGCGGGACUCGGUGCUGGAACUGCGCGGGGCCUCGCCGGGGCUGCCCCUUCCGCCCGAGCUACCCAUAGAAGAUUUAAAUAGCCUUGUCCAGCCAUCGUUAACAGUCACGCUGACAGCCACAUUGCCAGAGUCUACAGAGAACAUUCUCUUGAAAGGAUUCUCUUCUUUUGGUAUGGAAAAUGAAAGAAUUGAAACGGCACAGCAGUUCUUCUCCUGGUUUGAUCAACUUCAUACACAGAUGGAUCAAGAUGAGGAGACCAAAUACCGGCUGGCCAGGGCAGCUUAUUCUGGAUUUGAAGAGCAGUGUGAUGCCAUACUGAACGAUGUGAAUUGUGCUCUUCAGCACCUUAAGUCACUGCAGGAACAAUACCUCUUUGUCUCAACCAAAACAGGAACCCUGCAUGAAGCCUGCGAGCAGCUGUUAAAAGAGCAGUCAGAGCUCGUGGACCUGGCAGAAAAUAUCCAUCAGAAACUGUCUUAUUUCAUUGAACUGGAAAAUAUUAAUACAAAAUUGAAUUCGCCUACACUGUCUGUUAGCAGUGAAAGUUUCAUCCCGAUGCUGAACAAACUGGACGACUGCAUAGCCUACGUUUCCUCCCAUCCAAAUUUUAGGGACUGCGCUGUGUAUUUGGCAAAGUGCAACCAGUGUCUUUCUAAAGUGGUGCAUCUUAUAAAAGCAUACACAGUGAACACCCUACAGAACCUCACGAAUCAGUUAAUGAAAAGGGAUCCUUUGGUGGCUCCAAAUUCAGACAACGCCUUUACCUUGUUUUAUGUGAAGUUCAGAGCUGCUGCACCCAAAGUCAGGACACUUUUUGAACAAAUCGAGCAACGAUCUGAGAAAAUGCCGGAAUACCGGCAACUAUUAAAUGAAAUCCACCACUGUUACCUUAAUCAGAGAGAACACUUAUUGGGGCCCAGUAUUACCAGCACUGUCACAGAAUUAACUAACCGAAACAACAGAGAUCAUUGUGCUCUGGUACGAAGUGGCUGUGCCUUCAUGGUUCAUGUCUGCCAGGAUGAACAUCAGCUUUUUGACGAGUUCUUCACAAAACCAACACCCAAACUGGAUGAGCUCCUGGAAAAGCUCUGCUUGUCUUUAUACGACGUCUUCAGGCCACUGAUCAUCCACGUAAUCCAUUUGGAAACUCUCUCUGAACUCUGCGGGAUCCUCAAAAAUGAAAUGUUAGAAGAUCAUGUGCAAAACAACAGUGAGUUGAAACAGCUGGGUGCUUUCGCUGCUGGAGUGAAGCAGAUGUUGGAGGACGUUCAAGAGCGGCUGGUUUACAGGACUCACAUCUACAUUCAGACGGACAUUCUGGGCUAUAAGCCUGCCCCCGGGGACCUGGCCUAUCCUGCCAAGUUGGAGAUGAUGGAGCAAAUUGCACAGAGCUUAAAAGAGGAAGAGAAGAAGUGGCCUGCUGAGGCUUCCUUGUCAGCUGCAAAGCAGGAAGAGCCAGACAGCUGCAGCGAGGUAAAACUUGAUACGCUGGAACCUUGCAGUCCUAGAGCCCAUAAUGUGGUGUCCCCUGCGGAUCUCCACGGGAUGUGGUACCCUACUGUGAGGAGGACCCUGGUCUGUCUCUCCAAGCUUUACAGGUGCAUUGAUGGAACGGUCUUCCAAGGAUUGUCGCAGGAGGCGCUAUCGGCCUGCAUACAGUCGUUGUUGGUGGCUGCAGAUUCUAUUGCUAAAAGCAAGACUCAAAUCGACGGACAGCUUUUUCUGAUAAAGCACCUUUUGAUUCUUCGUGAGCAAAUUGCUCCCUUCCACACUGAAUUCACAAUUAAGGAAAUCUCGCUGGACCUGAAGAAAACCAGAGCUGCUGCCUUUAAAAUCCUGAAUCCCAUGACCGUCCCCCAGUUCUUCAGGCUAAGUAGCAGCAAUGCAAUCAUACAGUUCCUGCUGGAGGGCACGCCAGAAAUAAGAGAGCAUUAUAUCGACUCUAAGAAGGACGUGGACCGACACCUGAAGCUGGCUUGCGAGCAGUUCAUUCAGCAGCAGACUAAACAGCUGGUCGAACCCCUGCAGGAAUUUCUGUCAAAAGUUUCAGCCUUGACCGCAGUGGCUUCUCAGAGGGGUCCUAAGUACAAUCUCUCGCAGCAGCCUUGGGCCCAACCAGUGAAGAUCAAUGACUUGGUGUCAUCAACCUACAAGAGAAUAAAAACAAAGCUGCCGCCAACCUUACAGAGUAUGUCGCUUUAUUUGUCCAAUAAGGACACCGAAUUCAUCUUGUUCAAGCCCGUUAGGAACAAUAUCCAGCAAGUGUUUCAAAAGCUGCAUGCCGUCUUAAAAGAGGAAUUUAGCAAUGAAGAUCUCCAGAUCAUAGCUUGUCCAUCAAUGGAACAGGUAAACCUCCUUUUGUCAGUAACAAAGUAAUAACCUGGUAGCCAGACCGCACAACGCUGCUUCCUACCAUCCAUGGUGGUCGGAGGCCACCAGUGUGGCUGCCCUUCGAAUGGCUUUCUCAUCGCUCGAAGGUGGUGAAGAGUUACUGUUGCUGUUCUGCAAAUUCAGAAGCAUUCCUGAAGAUUGGUAAAAGCCGCCUCUUUCCCUGGGGGCAGCUACCAUCAUGAAAACAGCCCUCCUACUUGAUGGAAUUCCUCUGCUCCAUUUUGUAUCCAGAGAAGAGCUACUUUUCCAAAUUCCUUAAAAUAAUUUGGAACAACCCCCGUUUGGAGAAUGGGUGCUUUUUAUUCAUAAACUGUACAUCAGGACCACUUUGAAGUGUAUCUACAAGCCUUCCCACAAAAUUCUUAGUAAUAUUGCCAAUAAUGAGGACUAUUGUUCAUAGAUGUCAACAAAUCAUCAGACUUCGUAGAGUGUAAGUGGUAAUGGUGAAUUUAUGGAAGAUGCCAUGUAAUCAGAUGGUUGGAUAGGUAUAGCACUUAAUCUACUUUGAGACAUCAGUGGGGUUUUUUCUCCAUACUGACAAAUGCUGUCAUUGUUCUAUUUUUAUUCCUUGCAAAUCGAUUUCCUUGCCUUAAAAUUAUGUCUACAGGUUAUGCGGAAAAUAUGGUGCAAUGGUAAUAAAUUCCUGUUUAAUAUGUUAUGACUGAACUAAAAUUAAUAUGUGGAAAAUGUGAUGUGGAAAGAUUGGGAGAAUGGAGUAUGUAAUUGAAGUGUAAAGCUGCAAGAUCUAGUGCAAAAAUAGAAGCAAACACUUAUUUUUUUCCAUAAUUAAAUCUUUACUUGAAUUAGAGCAGUGUGUUUGUUACUGUGAAGUUACAAAAAGACAUGCCUUUUCUAUAAAUUGAUUGUUGUGCAUUUCUGCCAGGCAUGGAGAAGUUGUGAAGUUAGUAUUUUACAUCUAGUAUGUAGUGUAUCAUAAAUAAGAUUAAAAAAAUUAUAUUGUUCAGGGAACCCAGAUAAUUUUUAAAUGAGGUCUGUUUAAAAUAUUGGUAUUUAGAAAAUAAAAUACUAAAAGUUUUGCAGAAUCCAAAUCCAGACUUUGUUCUGAAUUACUCUGUUUAAUAUUAGACUCAAACUGUUUUAAAAAUCUUGUAUUUCAAUUCUUUAUGGAGAUAAAUUAAUUUUAAAGAACUGAAAUCAAUGUUUGUAAGCAUUAGAAAAUAAGUGGCAUCAGAUUUUAUUCUAAUCCACAUAUUGGUAUCCUAGUUAAGUGAAAAACACAUAUGUAAAAUAAUCAGCUGUGAAUUUUGAGUACAGAGAUUUUCAAUCGAAUAGAAUGUGAAUAGGUAUAUUGUAUUUUAAAGAAGUUGGAAGUGGGUAAUUUAAAUGCUUUACUUUCUAAAACAGAAGUAUCUUCUAUUACAAACAUUAACAUUAUUUUAUUAUUCAGUGGCUUUUCAAAUCACAGAAUAAAUAUAACCUGUACAGAUAGUCAGCUAAAUAAACAAUGUAUAUAAUUUUUCUAA